Molecule: messenger RNA, 2171 nt
Organism: Fusarium graminearum PH-1
Lineage: Eukaryota; Fungi; Ascomycota; Sordariomycetes; Hypocreales; Nectriaceae
Product: DNA-binding protein creA
Exons: 1
Coding region: 224-1474 (416 amino acids)
Cellular component (GO): nucleus; cytoplasm
Molecular function (GO): RNA polymerase II cis-regulatory region sequence-specific DNA binding
Source: RefSeq, a predicted model, not a curated record
CAAAAUAUUAUCUGCAUUCAACCUUUCAGCUUCCCCGGAACUUGACUCCUCCACAUAAGCUUUGGACAACUUAAUCAAAGGUUACUUUCUCUCAACACCGAACAACACUCACAACAACGCCAUCGUCGAUCACAAUUCACCAAUCACAUUGAAUUCUCUCCAGCUCAGCCAACCUCAAUAACAAUUAUCAUUUUGAGUGUUGGGUCUUCCAGACGUCUAUCACAUGCAACGAGCACAGUCGGCCGUGGAUUUUUCCAAUCUACUAAACCCCACAGCACCGGCUGAAAAGGAAAUCGAGAAACCCCAACAGGGCGACGUCGAGAUGGCAACCGCAGCAGUGACAGUUAUUAAGCCCAAUGGCCCCCUUCCUGGUGGCCAGUCUUCGGAGAACUCCAACGAGUUGCCCCGACCUUACAAGUGCCCUCUCUGCGACAAGGCCUUCCAUCGUCUGGAGCACCAGACUCGUCACAUCCGAACUCACACUGGCGAGAAGCCUCACGCCUGCCAGUUCCCUGGUUGCAGUAAGAAGUUCUCUCGAUCCGAUGAGCUCACUCGUCACUCUCGUAUCCACAACAACCCAAACUCAAGGCGAGGCAACAAGGCUGCUCAAGCUCACCAGCAGCAACAGCAUCAAAUGCACCAGCAGGGCAUCCCCCAUCAUAUGCUUCCUGAUGGAAUGAUGGCGCCGCCUCCUGCCCCCAAGACCAUUCGCUCUGCACCUGGCUCUGCUUUGGCCUCACCUAACGUGUCACCUCCUCACUCUUACUCUACAUUUGCUCUGCCCACCUCAGCAGUCCAUUACAACCGAGGUGGUGAUAUUUCCAUGCUGGCCAAGGCCGCUACUCAGGUCGAGCGCGAGACCUUGACAGCACCUCCUCACCACCACAAUAACAACCGCCACCACCCUUACUUUGGUCAUGGCAUGCACAGCUCUCGAGGCCAUUUGCCCACACUUUCUUCUUACCAUAUGGCUCGUUCUCACUCAGGCGACGACGAUGACCAUUACUCCGGCUCUCUGCGCCAUGCUAAGCGCUCCAGGCCUAACUCUCCCAACUCCACAGCUCCUUCGUCACCAACAUUUUCUCACGACUCUUUGUCACCUACACCUGACCACACCCCAAUCGCCACACCUGCUCACUCUCCUCGUCUGCGGCCCUUCUCAGGCUACGAGUUGCCCAGUCUCCGAAACCUAUCACUUCAACAUAACACAACGCCUGCUCUAGCUCCUAUGGAGCCUCAUCUUGAGCAGAGCCAGUUCCAGCAGGGAGCGGCACCCACUGCUCAGCCUCGCCCCAACGGCAUCUCUUUAACGGACAUCAUUAGCCGGCCUGACGGAUCCCAACGCAAGCUUCCUGUUCCUCAGGUUCCCAAGGUCGCUGUUCAAGAUCUUCUGUCCGAUAAUGGAUUUAGCCACAGUGGCAGAAGUUCAGGAACAAGUAGUUUGGCCGGCGGCGAUCUCAUGGAUCGCAUGUAAUACACGGCAUGGAUCGCAAACACACGAUAUGAUGACGACUAUGGGUUAUAGAGGUAUAGAAAGAAACGGCGUUUACGGGUCAUUACAAGGCAAUCGAAUUACAUCAUCUCAAGAACUGAGCAUUUGGCGAGGAAUUGGGCGGCAUUUGUGAAACGGAAAGCAUUUUCAUUGCAGGGCGGUGGACGGUUGGUUGCAACAAGUCCGGCCCAUAUUUGGGGGGCGGCGGAAACUAGAUUUCGGAUUGCGGAGCACUUGGAUUUUUCCUCUCGGGCUUGCCUCGGGGGUCGUCGGAGGCCACAUUUUUUCCUCUGUCGCAAAACACUAUGAUAUCCAUGGAUUGUUUGCACUCUACUUUAUGAAAAGAACUUCACUCCUGUUACAUUUUUUCUCCAAAACUACCAUGUCCAAUGUCUUACAUUAUGUCUUAUUUCCUUUUUCUACUAUUCCAGUGUGGGGAUCACUUUACCUACAACGAGGGCCUUGAUGGGAGUUGAUAAUGGAUCGACCAGGGUCUGACAUGGUAGCUUGCUUCAGUGCUGAGCUUAGCUCAGUCAAAGCAAGCCAGUCAGCCCUGAGAGACAACUACUGGGGUGUUAGGGUGCCUCUGGCCCUCGUCGAAGAUUACGAAACUAAUACCAGGAAUGAUGUAUGGCGAUAGAUAGAGAUAGACCAAGAUCGCAAGGAUAAGCUCCAGGAC